CCACACAUCAUUCAUUCGAACUAGGGCAUUUACAAACGCUUCUUUUUAACUAACAUAUCAUUUUAUUAAAAUACCGCAAACUUCAUUUAAAGCAUUGCAUUGAAUCACUCGUCUAAUAAAAAUGGUCAACCGUUCGAGCAUCAAGAUCGACUCGCUGCUUGCAUUCAUUGCAACUGUGGCUGUGGCCUCUGCGCAGGAGGGCUGGGGUGGACAGGCCAACGCAUAUUUGCCGGCCGCCAACAUGCCCGCAUGGCCGUACAAUGCAGCGAAUUUUGGAUAUGCCCAGCCGAACGCGUACAGGCCAAUGAUGCGCGGAAAGGCAAUGGCUGCUCGCGUCUACAACGACGAUUACGCCUCUUAUGAGAGCGAACCAACCGUGUACUCAGCAGACAUCGAUUCGUCAACUGAGCUGGAGUAUAGCAACAACGGCUACAACAACAAUGUGUACAACAGCUACGAAGCGCAGCCUACCGUCGAGCACCCCUAUACCCCGUACACCAAGUACGAGGCGGUUGAGAGCACGGAUACCCAUACCAGGUGCCCUAUCAUUGGCCCCGUGACGGUUACCAAGACCGAGACGUGCUAUGUUACCUUGCCGCCUCUCCCACCUCUUCCUCCUGUGACUGUGACUGUGACCUCGACUACGACCUCGACUGGAGCUGGUGGCUCAACCGCAACCACAACCGUGACAGAGCCUACAACAGAGUUUGAUACCACCACCCAGACGGUCACAAACACUAUCACAUGGACUGUCGCCCCAACUUCCGAUACCACCAUGUACAACACAAGCACGACUAACACUUCGGAUACGACUUCUACCGGUUACUCUAGCGCGCUUGGGUACGAUACCGAGCUUCCAACCCCCGUAUAUAGCAGCGUGGCACCCGGUUCGGAGUACCUCACGCUUGAGCCCAGCGCUACCAGCAGCUAUGGCUCGGAGUCCGACUCGACCAUUUUCCUGACCACCACGCGCACCUCAACCUCGACCUCGACUGAGUUUAUCGACACUACCUCCGAGGUCACCGUCACCUGGCCGCUUAACAAUGGGGCCCAGUUUGCCACCGACAUUGCAAAGAAGCACUCUAAGCCCAACCACCGCGCCAACAUUGUUCUGCUGGACUCUGCCUCUACUCAUUUUGCGCCAGUGAUUCCUGAGCACUUGCUGAUCAAGCCUGCAAAGGCGGCAGUGCCGAACCAAAAUGUCCAGUGGUGGAUUCCCUAUGUUGAUCCCAAGGCGCGCGCCAAUCUGCGCAUGAGCACUGAGGAAAAGAUCAUGGGUGCCGAGGGCGUUAAGCAGGAGGCUGUGCGGGGCAUGGGCGAGAAGAGUAGCGAAGUGAGGCGCAACGCCGAAGUACCCGUUAACAAGAGCCCGCAGGAGCUCAUGGAUAACAUUGGUUUCCGCAUCAGACAUGGUGCCGGCCGCAAUAAUAUGCGCCGGUACGCCUACUGAGCACUAAUUCAGUGCCUAUCCUCUUUUAUUUUCUCGAUUGAUCCGCUUAAAUAUC
Messenger RNA from Kickxella alabastrina, 1505 nucleotides. RefSeq lists its product as uncharacterized. The transcript has a single exon. The record is from RefSeq and is a predicted model, not a curated record. Lineage: Eukaryota; Fungi; Kickxellomycota; Kickxellomycetes; Kickxellales; Kickxellaceae. The coding region runs from base 122 to 1450 and encodes 442 amino acids.